AUGAGCGUGAUACUGAUGUCUUCCGCUAAACAGGACAGUGCCACUUACAAUAUGACUUGUUUAUUGCGUGAAUGGGACUGUGCACCGAAAGCAAAACGUCGGCAAUUCUUGCAGGAUUUCAUCAGACAGUACCGUAAUUGCUCUGGACCUGAUCUAGAAGCAGAACUUGCUCAAAUGGGUAGUCUGUUUUUGGCUAGAAUAUGUGUAUGGAUAAAACUGACAUACAUGUCAGGAACUUGCUUAACCGAACAGCUUCAGGCUCUUCAUAUAUUUUUGUCAGCAUCAAGCAGUCGUAAUUAUUUGCUUGAGUUUUUGGAGCAUGGCGGUGUAUUCAAAGAGGUGGAUAAACUUUGGGCGCUUAAAGUGCUAUCUUGCGUAGCCGACGCUGGUACUCGUUAUAAGCAGACAAUAUGUGAAUGCUAUGGUAUUCGUGCUGUUGCUGAAUGCAUGGCCAAAUCGAAAUCAGAAGACACACAAGAAGUGGCUAGAGACUUACUAGAAAUGUUAGCUGAAGGCAAUCCACGUUUCUCUGAUCAAGUGUACAAAGGAUUAAUUGGUGUUUUGCCAUGCAAUUCACCAAAGGCUCAACAAUUAGCUCUGCAAAGUAUACGAGUUUUGCAGAGUAAACGUAAUACAGCUAACAGAGCUUUAAUCGAUAGGAUAAUUUAUCUGCUUGAGUCACUACAUUUGGAAGUACAAUCAGCCGUUAUUGAAUUGGUGCGUGUUCUGAUGGACUUUGAUAUUGCCGAUGAUAUUUUAUUGGCACUAAUUACUUUGUUAAAGCCACAACGUGAAAUACAACUGGGUAAAUUAUUCACCGAAGCAGCAUCUGAUAAUGAGGAAUUCAGCCCACACCACGCAGAAAGUGAUGACAAUCGUUCCUCCAGUUGCCCUAGCCCGAUAGGUAGUACUUCAGAAUCGAGAUCUGGUUCUACUGCAAAAACCCCGUCUACCAAAAAAAUGAAGUCAUCUGAAUCAAAAUUAUUAGAACAUAAAAGUAGUCAUACAGGUGACUCAAAUGGAAAACGUGUUAUUACCAGUGGGAGUAGUGUAAAUAAAUGGAAGAAAAAUAAAAUGAAUAAGUCUUCAGAUUCAGAAUUAGACAAUCAGCCACUACCGGUAUUCGUUCAACAAGCAGCUGCUGCUAAAUGCUUACAUAUAUUGUCUCAAGACUCGCCAACAAUUUCAAAGAAGAUAAUCAAAAUGGGUGCUAUUUCAAGUCUGCUAUAUGCGAUGGGUAAUCUUGAGUUCCCAGACAGUCAAAGACAAGCCAGCCUAGCUUUGGAGUAUCUUUGUCAAACAUAUCCACUAGUAGACCAAGCUGUUUAUGAAGCAAUGGGUCCGGUUUUACAUGAUGAAUUCGUUAAAAAUCCUGAUUCACAUUAUAUGCAAAUGACUCCAUUACAAGCAGAUGUAUUAGUGUCCAACAAAGUGACUUAUUCUGGAGAUCUAUCCUAUCAACGUCAUUUAAUGAAAUGA
Molecule: messenger RNA, 1479 nt
Organism: Heterobilharzia americana
Lineage: Eukaryota; Metazoa; Platyhelminthes; Trematoda; Strigeidida; Schistosomatidae
Source: the annotation of a GenBank genome assembly